AUGUCCGUCGCUUCCUCCUCAGCGAGCCAUGCCGGCCCUUCCGGCUCGUCGGCAGCACUUGAGCAGCCAGCGCUGCCUCCGCUCGGCGACCUCUUCGCCCGUUCUUCGAAACGUGCGCGCGUCCUGUUUCGCAUCGAGGACGACUACGACUUUGACAACUUUGGAGACGCUUCUGCUUUCGAACCGGCAAAAGCACACCUCUCCUCCAAGAUUAGCUCCGAGUACGUCGAUGCCAAGGUGCUCCCACCUGCCAUCCUCGCACAGCAGCAAGCCGCUGCAGGUCCCGCUCGUCCGGGCGCACCGAGUGCAACGGGAGCAGCGAGACCGACCAAGAGGAGAGGCGACGAGACGCAUCUUUCCCAGCUGAUAGAUCAGAUCGACACCGGCGGCUCGGCAUCCGCACCCGGCGUGGUCGGGCCAGUGGGUCCAUCGACAAGCCAGGCGCUUACGAUCCGCAGCAACGGUGCAGCCGGUGCAUCCAACGGACACUCGGCAGCUUCUGCAGCUGGGUCAAACGCCCUUGCGCUGGCGUCUCAUCGCGGUGGAACUUCGGGCCUGCUCUCUCAAGCGCUCAUCCAGAAGAAGGAGAUGGCGAGUCGCAAGGCCAAGCCCGCGUUCCAUCCCAACUGGAAGCUCGCCCGCGUCAUCUCGGGUCACCUUGGCUGGGUGCGCUGCGUGGCGGUGGAACCGGGCAACAAGUGGUUCGCGACCGGCGCUGGCGACCGCAUGAUCAAGAUCUGGGACCUCGCCUCGGGCGAGCUCAAGCUCUCGCUCACUGGCCACAUCUCGCCCGUACGCGGCAUUGCCAUUUCCGACCGACAUCCGUACCUCUUUUCGGCGGGCGAAGACCGCGUGGUCAAGUGCUGGGACUUGGAGACCAACAGGGUCAUCCGGCAGUAUGGCGGCCACUUGUCGGGCAUCUACUCGCUCGCGCUUCAUCCCACUCUGGAUCUGAUCGUCACAGGUGGCCGUGAUGCUACGGCGCGUGUGUGGGACAUGCGCACAAGGCAGGCUGUGCACGUCCUGACUGGCCACCGCGGCACCGUCGCAUCCGUGGCGUGCCAGGCUUCCGAGCCGCAGGUCAUCUCGGGCUCCAUGGAUGCCACGGUCAAGCUGUGGGAUCUCGCCGCGGGCAAGUCGAUCACCACGCUGACGCACCACAAGAAGAGUGUGCGCGCUCUCGCCAUCCACCCGACGCAGUACACGUUUGCAUCCGGCAGUGCGGGCGGCAACAACAUCAAGACGUGGAGAUGUCCCGAGGGUACGCUUGUCAACAACAUGGCUCACGACACCCUCGUCAACACGCUCAGCGUCAAUGCGGACGGCGUGCUCUUCAGCGGUGGCGACGACGGCAGCCUCAAGUUCUUCGACUAUGCCACAGGCGUGCCCUUCCAGGUGGCUGAGGAUGUGCCCCAGCCAGGCUCGCUCGACGCCGAGGCGGGCGUAUUCUGCUCCACCUUUGACCAAACCGGCACGCGUCUGCUCACCGGCGGCGCCGACAAAACCAUCAAGAUCUACAAGGAGGUCUGA
Molecule: messenger RNA, 1530 nt
Organism: Moesziomyces aphidis
Lineage: Eukaryota; Fungi; Basidiomycota; Ustilaginomycetes; Ustilaginales; Ustilaginaceae
Source: the annotation of a GenBank genome assembly